Molecule: messenger RNA, 894 nt
Organism: Pyricularia pennisetigena
Lineage: Eukaryota; Fungi; Ascomycota; Sordariomycetes; Magnaporthales; Pyriculariaceae
Exons: 2
Coding region: 1-894 (297 amino acids)
Source: RefSeq, a predicted model, not a curated record
AUGGAGGUUGCCCCCGUCACCAUCCCGGCGCACGACGCGAUUGCUGGUCGCAAGCGCAAAGCCGAGGCUCAAGACGCCCACAAUGAGCGGCUGUCGAAGAGGCUGAGCCUCCUGAAUUUGGAGAAAAAUGGCACCAAAAUGUACGUCACCGUCGAGAACCCAGCCGCUAGACCGGACCGCGCCACCCCGCCACCAACAGCAACCACCUUGACAGCGCCCACUGCAUCAUCAGCACCAGCACAACUGCCACCACAACUGCCAGCCGACUCGCGGAUGCAACUAGACGACGACAAGUACAAGGUAUACAUUUACAACAUCGACGACGAGUUAUCGUCAGACAACGAACUAGAAACCGACCAGUCCUCCUCGGGCCAGCUCGUAUUCCUCCCAGACGUCGAGAAGCACCUUCACCGGACCCGUAUCCCCCCGGUGCCACGCCCAAUUUUGCCCAACGCCGACGGCGAGCUCGCCGGCAAGCAGCUCGUCCUCUAUUCGGUGCCGUCGUCGCUGUCCGUGCCCGAGGAACAGGACAGCGUGCGCAGGGCCAUCCUCGACGCCCGCGCCAGGUCCAGGGCCAGGGCCGCGGUCGCGCAGCCGCAUCCCGGCAUCGACGGUCGCUCCGGAGUUGGAGCUGCCGCGGCCGUGCCGCCUCGGUUGCCCAGUAUUGCUGAGGGAGAGAUUUUGCCGCCGGAGCCAAUGUUGUCGCCCACGGUGGACAUUGAUGUGGAAACCUGCGUUCCCCCUGUAGGUAUUGCAGCAGCCACGGAAUCAGAAGAGCCGUUGCUGCAGGCGCGCGGGGUUCCCGGUGUCUUGCCAAUAGGCGGCGGUGAGGCAGGCAUCGGCACAGCGUUACCAUCGGUGGACGGCGAUCCUGAUGCCAUGGAGCUCGACUGA